AUGUGCGAGACAGAAAUUCGGGCCACAUCCCGAUAUCUCUAUUUUCUUUUUUUUUACUUUUUCUCCACUCCCACCUCCUCUUCCUUACGCUCCUCCUUCUUCCAUUGCAUUCAUUGUUCUUUCCUUGGCACAUACUUUCGAUUAUCUUUUCUUUCUUUUUUGAGUUUCUUUUCCCCACAAAUUCCGCCUUUCUUCUUCUUCUUCUUCUUCUUCUUCUUCUUCUUCUUCUUCUUCUUUUCACUCUCUCUCUCUCUCCCUCUCUCUCUCUCUCUGGAAAGCAUGUUUCUUUUUCUUCUUCUCUCGAAUUUUAUUAUUUUUUUCUUCUACUAUUUCUCAUCGAUUUUCUUUCCGUUUAUCUUCCUGUCUCCAUCUACUCCUACUACCUAUCUUUCUUUCUUUCCAUCACUCUUCCUUCGACUCUCUCUCUCUCUCUCUCUCUCUCUUUGCUUUUUUCCUGUCAAUUAUCUUUCUUUACUCCCAGUUCUUCUCUUGAUCAUUUUCCUCUUUUAUUUCCUCUUCCCUUUCAGCGUUUCUUUCUCUGUCGAUUCUCCUUUUCCAACCACUAUUAUUCAGUCAUCUUUCCUCUACCUCUUUCCUUCUUUAUUUUCUUUUUCUCUCUCUUCUUUAUUCAAUAAUCCCCACGCUUGUCUCCUCUUUUACAGCUUAUCGUUUCUUUUCUUUUCUUUUCUUUUCUUUUCUUCUUCUUUUUUCUUUUCUUUUUCUUAA
Messenger RNA from Acanthosepion pharaonis, 726 nucleotides. NCBI's taxonomy places the organism in Eukaryota, Metazoa, Mollusca, Cephalopoda, Sepiida, Sepiidae. The record is from the annotation of a GenBank genome assembly.